AUGGCUGUUAUCUCUCAAACACCAGAUGAGAGAGCAAUUCAAGGCCAAAUUGCAGAUAAGCUAGGCCUGAGCUUCGACGACAAAGAAAGUGUAGCUGGACGGGCAGAUAGGCUUCAAGAAAGAAUGAUAACGAAUGGCAAAAAGAUCCUUGUGAUAUUGGAUGACAUUUGGAAGAAGCUAGAUUUUGAGAAGUUGGCAAAAGAAGAGGCAUGGAAGCUUUUCCAGGAAUCAGCUGGCAGCUGUGUGGAUGAUCCUCUGUUGCAUCCGAUAGCAGAGGCAGUAGCAGAUGAAUGUGCAGGUUUGCCCCUUGCCAUAGCAAUUGUUGGAAGGGCCUUGGAAAACAAGACUGACCGAAAUGUUUGGGCCUAUGCGCUUCAACAGCUUAAAAAAUCUGCACCAAGAAACAUCAUUCCUGAAAUGGAUGAUGUAUUCUCAAGCAUACAGUUCAGCUACGAUUAUCUAGAAAGCAAGGAAGCAAAAUCAUGCUUCUUGCUUUGUAUGGAACAUCAUGUCAAAAUGCACCGCCUUGUACGGGACUUUGCCAUAUCAAUUGCAAGCAAAGCUGAGCCUAUGUUGCUAAGUUGUGAUGUUGGUUUGGAUGAGUGGCCUCAGAAAGAUUCAUACGAACAUUACAUCAGAAUCCCACUUCAGUUCAGUAAGAAUGCCAAGUUUCUGGUCGAUACCUUGCAGUUUACAAAUCUAAAGCUUUUACAACUGUUUUACAACUCACAGAGUGUGAAUCAUAUGGAUAAAAUUUCAGGAAAUUUUUUUGAAGGGAUGAAAGUACUUGCAGUUUUAGCUUUGUUUAAAAAUCAUACUCCAAUGUCACUUCCAUCAUCUUUGGAAGUCUUAAAAAACCUUCGAAGCUUGUUUCUUCAUGGAUGUAGGAAGAUGGAAGGAUUACUAAUGAUUGGAGGUCUAUAG
Ziziphus jujuba (common jujube) is the source of this 924-nucleotide messenger RNA. Its product is annotated as probable disease resistance protein At4g27220. Gene Ontology annotation, molecular function: ADP binding. The coding region runs from base 1 to 924 and encodes 307 amino acids. The transcript has 3 exons. NCBI's taxonomy places the organism in Eukaryota, Viridiplantae, Streptophyta, Magnoliopsida, Rosales, Rhamnaceae. The record is from RefSeq and is a predicted model, not a curated record.